Molecule: messenger RNA, 1667 nt
Organism: Drosophila grimshawi
Lineage: Eukaryota; Metazoa; Arthropoda; Insecta; Diptera; Drosophilidae
Gene: Gr33a
Product: gustatory and pheromone receptor 33a
Exons: 5
Coding region: 69-1499 (476 amino acids)
Biological process (GO): sensory perception of taste
Cellular component (GO): membrane; axon; dendrite
Source: RefSeq, a predicted model, not a curated record
GGGCAAUUUAGUAUAGAGCGUGCAGCUAAGCGAGGCAGUUAGUUUGGAGAGCAACAUACAUAAACAAAAUGAUACAAAUUAUGAACUGGCUAUCCAUGGGCAUUGGCCUCAUACCCUUAAACCGUCAGCAAUCACAGUCGAACUUUGGGCUGGACUAUGCAAUGAUGUUGAUUAUGCCCUGUUUGUAUUUGGCUGCAUAUUUUGGCAUCAAUCUGUUUGAACGUUAUGGCCUGCCCUAUCUGGAUGCCUGCAACAGUGUCUGUCGGUUGAGCAACAAUCUCUUUAUGCAUCUGGGCGCCUUUCUCUAUGUGACCAUCACAUUGCUGAGUCUCUAUCGUCGGAAACAGUUCUUUGUCGAAUUUGAGGCGCAUCUCGCCGAGAUCGAUGUCUACAUUCAAAAAUGCCGUCGGGUUGCCGAAAUGGAUAAGUUGCGAGCCCAGGUGGUUAAGCAUAAGGUUGCCUAUCAUUUCACCUGGCUAUUUAUCUUCAGCGUUUUUGUCUUUGCCCUGUACUACGAUUCCAAGCAUUUGUAUGACACCUUCGGUGAAUAUGCAAUAAUACCAUUUAUGGUGUCAAGCUUUCCAUAUUUGGCUGGCAGUAUUAUUCAAGGGGAAUUCAUCUAUCAUGUGUCUGUCAUUUCGAAUCGCUUUGAGCAAAUAAAUUCGCUAUUCGAGAAGAUUAACAAGGAGGCUCGAAAUCGUCGCGCCCCCCUCACCAUCUUCGACAUUGAGAGCGAGGGCAAGAAGCAGGAGGUGAAGGUAACGUCGGGGGAAAAGGCAGCUGCAACCAAAGCCUUAUUCAGCAAUGAUCCAAAACUAGCGGAUGAAAUGAAAAGACAAAAGGCACAAUUGCCAAAGCAUGACGAUGAGGAGGAGCUAAAUACCAGCGAGGAGGACGACGAUGAUAUUUUUGAUUACAACGAUGCCAUAGUGUGCGAAAACACCGACAACACCUCAGAGGCCAAUUUGCCGGAUCUGUUUAAACUACACGACAAAAUACUCGCGUUGAGCGUCAUAACGAAUGGCGAAUUUGGGCCACAGUGUGUACCCUAUAUGGCGGCCUGUUUUGUGGUCACCAUUUUUGGCAUAUUCCUAGAGACAAAGGUGAAUUUCAUGGUGAGCGGCAAGAGUUACCUGUUGGAUUAUAUGACCUAUUUGUAUGUCAUAUGGAGUCUAACCACAAUGAUUGUCGCCUACAUUGUGUUGCGUCUUUGCUGCAAUACCAACAAUCAUUCAAAGCAAUCGGCGAUGAUCGUGCACGAGAUUAUGCAGAAGAAACCCGCCUUUAUGUUGAGCAAUGAUUUGUUCUACAACAAAAUGAAAUCGUUUACAUUGCAAUUCCUUCACUGGGAGGGUUACUUUCAGUUUAAUGGCAUUGGACUCUUUGCACUCGACUACACAUUCAUAUUCUCUACUGUGAGUGCAGCCACAUCGUACUUGAUUGUCCUGCUGCAGUUUGACAUGACCUCCAUUUUGCGCAGCGAGGGCCUUUUGACCUAAUCAAAUCGUUAUUCAAAUUGAAUAAUGUGUAACACAUUUAAUGUCGAUUUUUCUGUAUUUUUUAUGCAUUUUCCACAAUUUAUACCAUUAUUGCAACACUUUUACAGACACUAUAGAAAAGGUUGAAAUCAAAUGCAAAAUGCUCUUUCAAAUUAAAGCAAUGCAUGU